Molecule: messenger RNA, 2721 nt
Organism: Aspergillus tanneri
Lineage: Eukaryota; Fungi; Ascomycota; Eurotiomycetes; Eurotiales; Aspergillaceae
Gene: exgO
Product: exo-beta-1,3-glucanase Exg0
Exons: 3
Coding region: 1-2721 (906 amino acids)
Source: RefSeq, a predicted model, not a curated record
AUGGCUUCUCUACGCAUGGCAACCAUGCUAUGGGUUACCCAGCUUAUUCUGCUCGUGGCCUGGGUCAACGCCAUUCCCACACCACAAACGCUGCAAGCCACCGACCAGGUGGCUGCCGCCGCAGACUCCGACUUCUGGGUGGCUAAUAUCAAGCGCCAGGGGGGCACUGACUAUCAAGUUUACCGGAACGUACGAGAUUUCGGUGCUAAAGGUGAUGGCUCCGCGGACGAUACCGAAGCAAUUAACAAUGCCAUCUCAUCGGGCAAUCGCUGCGGCAAGGGCUGUGACUCCUCAACAGUGACCCCGGCGUUGGUGUACUUCCCUCCUGGGACCUACGUCGUCUCGAAACCCAUCGUUCAGUACUACUAUACGCAGAUGGUGGGCGAUGCCUUGGAUCUUCCGGUGAUCAAGGCCGCUGCGGGUUUCACAGGGAUGGCAGUCAUUGAUGCGGACCCAUACGAAAACGAUGGCUCGAACUGGUACACCAACCAGAACAAUUUUUUCCGGGCGAUUCGCAAUUUUGUUAUUGAUCUGACUGCAAUGCCACAAGGUGCGGGGGCAGGGAUCCACUGGCAGGUCGGCCAGGCCACGAGCCUGCAAAAUAUCCGCUUUGAGAUGAUCAAGGGCGGUGGCGGGGCCAACAAACAGCAGGGUAUCUUCAUGGACAAUGGUUCCGGUGGUUUCAUGUCUGACCUCGUGUUUAAUGGCGGCAACUACGGCGUGUUCCUGGGCAACCAGCAGUUCACCACGCGCAACUUGACCUUUAAUGACUGCAAUACGGCCAUCUUCAUGAACUGGAACUGGGCAUGGACCUUCAAGUCGCUGUCUAUCAAUAACUGCGAAGUCGGUCUCAAUAUGUCUAAUUCCCCUCAGAACCAGACCGUUGGAUCUGUCCUGAUCCUGGACAGCACACUCACCAACACGCCGACGGGUGUUGUUACGGCCUUCACCGAGAACAGUAUUCCGAUCGGUGGUGGUGCCUUGGUCCUGGACAAUGUGGAUUUCAGCGGUUCCCAGGCGGCUGUGGCGAGCAUCGACGGCCGUACUAUCCUUGAGGGAGGGUCUGUGGUGUCAAACUGGGUCCAAGGCAACAGCUAUACUCCUUCCGGCUCUCUCAACAAGCGUGCUGCGCCAGUGGAAGUGGUGACUGAGACCGUUUAUGAGACCGUCACAGCCUGUGAUUCGGGUUACUCUGACUCCGUCUGUGCUCCCUCGACAACGAAUAUGGCCCAAGGCCCCCAAACUACAGCAAAUACGGCUGUGUCGCAGGCUUCUCAGUCCAUAGUCUUCCCGUCCUUCCACGGGACCUUGAGUAUGCCCGGCUUCGAACCUUCUGCCACCAAACCGCCCGGGACUCCAUCAUCGGUAUCCCCGUCCAGUACUCCUGCCCUGUCGGGUACAACCACUAGGACGUCUAUCCCGCUCAUCCACCCGCCAUCUUCGCAUAGGCCCACGCCGGUCAGUUCUCAUGGGCCUGCCCAGUGCUCGAGCAGGGCUGUCACCAAGACCCGUUUACAGACUUCUCUACCCUCUCAAGCGAAGCCUAGUGGUCUGACAGCCGGUGGCAAGAUCUUCGAGCGCUCCAAGCCUCUGUACGAGAACUAUGCGGCAUCCUCGUUUGUGAGCGUCCGGUCUGCAGGUGCUAAGGGAGACGGCUCGACCGACGACACCGCAGCCAUCCAAAAGGUACUUGACAGCGUCAGCGAGGACCAGAUUGUCUACUUCGAUCAUGGUUCAUACAUUAUCACCGACACGAUCAAGGUUCCCAAGAACAUAAAGAUCACGGGUGAAAUCUGGCCCGUACUCAUGGCGCAUGGCGCCAAGUUCGGUGAUGAAGAGAACCCCAUCCCCAUGCUCCAGAUCGGCGAGGCAGGCGACACCGGCUCCGUCGAGAUCACCGAUCUUGCCGUCCAGACCAAGGGGCCUGCUCCCGGUGCUAUCCUGAUGCAAUGGAACGUCGCUGAAGCCACCCAGGGCUCCGUUGGCAUGUGGGAUGUUCACUUCCGCAUUGGGGGUUCCGCUGGCACCGAGCUGCAGAGCGAUAAGUGUGCCAAGACGCCUAAGCAGACCACCACUCCAAACGAGGAGUGCGUUGGUGCCUUCAUGUUGUUGCAUUUAACCGAGAAGGCCAGUGCCUACAUUGAAAACGCCUGGUUCUGGACCGCCGAUCACGAACUGGACCUCCCCGACCACAACCAGAUCAAUGUGUACAACGGCCGGGGUGUCCUGAUCGAGAGUCAGAAGCCCGUGUGGCUGUACGGAACUGCCUCCGAGCAUAAUCAGCUGUACAACUACCAGAUCACCAACGCUCAGAACGUAUUCAUGGGCCUGAUUCAGUCCGAGACGCCGUACUACCAGUCCAACCCCAACGCGCUCACCCCGUUCAAAUCGCAACCGAAGUGGAAGGACCCUGACUUCUCCUCCUGCACCACCGAUUCCUGUCGCAAGGCCUGGGGUCUCCGCAUCAUGAACUCGUCGCAGACCUACGUCUAUGGCGCUGGUUUGUACAGCUUCUUCGAUAACUACGGCCAAAGCUGUCUGGAUACCGAGUCCUGCCAGGAGAACAUGGUUGAGGUGGAUUGCUCGGAUGUUCACCUUUACGGGCUUAGCACAAAGGCCAGUACCAACAUGAUCACCUCGUCGGACGGUAGGGGUCUGGUGCCUCAGAAUGAGAACGAGAGUAACUUUUGCUCCACGAUUGCUCUAUUCGAGCAGUCGUGA